This is a messenger RNA of Aspergillus fijiensis CBS 313.89, 684 nucleotides long. RefSeq lists its product as uncharacterized. The record is from RefSeq and is a predicted model, not a curated record. The coding region runs from base 1 to 684 and encodes 227 amino acids. The transcript has 3 exons. NCBI's taxonomy places the organism in Eukaryota, Fungi, Ascomycota, Eurotiomycetes, Eurotiales, Aspergillaceae.
AUGGCAGGCGACUACCUGCGCAGCAGCUCCCCCUGCUCCUCGAACUGCUCAUACACAAUCCAAAUCCCCAGCUCCCGCCUCGCAUGCACAUCCACCGACGCUCCGAACCUCCACACCUGGGUCAACAAAACCUACAAGCAGAGCCUAACAUGGACAAACGCAUACAUUUACCUCGCCUCACCGAACUACCGCCUCUACGAUGAUUUCGCCAUGGUGCUGGCGUCGAACGACCGUUUCGCCGUGUUCAACGCCACGACGACCGGAACCACGGGCCAGAAUGUGACGGAGCAGUCUCGGCGGGCGAGUCUGGCGGCGGUGCAGGAUACGCUGGUGCUGGAGUGGGCGGGGUAUAUCGAUAUAUUCGCGGCCAACACCCUGAUCGCCCUGACGAGCCUCUACCGCGGCCCCGCCAAGCAGCCCGUCUUCACCCUCACCCCGGCCGCCCUGCAGUCGCUACUACAAAACAUCACCCUCUCGCUGCUCACCCUCCUCCAGGCCACGACCACGACCACCGUCACCAAGACCAUCACCGUCAACGUCUACCGCUUCCCCCACCCGGCGCGUUUGGUCACCCCGUACUUCGUUGCGUUGGCCAUGGCCGGGCGGGCACGCGCUCGUGCGGAACGGCAUCUCGGCGCGCACGACGGGCUUGUUCCAGACGCUGUGUGCGACGCGCGGGCGUGA